Hirundo rustica (Barn swallow) is the source of this 627-nucleotide messenger RNA. RefSeq names its product vitelline membrane outer layer protein 1-like. The transcript is spliced from 3 exons. Lineage: Eukaryota; Metazoa; Chordata; Aves; Passeriformes; Hirundinidae. The coding region runs from base 1 to 570 and encodes 189 amino acids. The record is from RefSeq and is a predicted model, not a curated record.
AUGCAGCUGCCGGUGCCGGCCCUCCUCUGCCUGCUGGGCUGCUGCCGCCUGCGGGGCGCGGAGGCGCGGCGGUACGAGUCCGAGCUCACGGUGCCCAACGGGGGGCCCUGGGGCUCCUGGGGACCGCAGCAGCUCUGCCCCAGCGGCUACGCGAAGGGAUUUCAACUGAAGGUCCAGUCCUUCCAGGGAUUUUGGCUGUUUGGUGAUGACACGGCUCUGAACGGCGUCCGCCUGCUCUGCACGGACGGCACAGUCAUCGAGUCCUCCGUGGGGGGGUGGGGGAACUGGACCGAGGCCCAGCUGUGCUCCAGCAACAAGCUGGUCUCGUUCUCGCUGCGCGUGGAGAGGUGGCAGUACCUGCGUGACAACACGGCAGUCAACAAUGUGAGGUUCGCCUGCUCCAACGGGACACAGCUGGAGGGCUGGGGACUUUUGGGGGGUCACUUUGGCCCGUGGAGCAGCAACUGCACCUCUGGGGCCAUCUGUGGGCUCCAAACAAAGGUGGAGAAACCCCAGGGAAAGUGGGAUGACACAGCUCUCAAUGACAUGAGAGUCUUCUGCUGUGAGUGAGCCUGACUCCCCACCCCAUGACAGCAUCUACAAAGCUGUACAGCAUUAAACCUUGAA